Molecule: messenger RNA, 651 nt
Organism: Aspergillus calidoustus
Lineage: Eukaryota; Fungi; Ascomycota; Eurotiomycetes; Eurotiales; Aspergillaceae
Source: the annotation of a GenBank genome assembly
AUGGGUUCUACCGCCGUUGAGUUCAAACCAGAGACGAGGACUCUUCUCCAACUGGUCAAGACACGCCGAACCGUCUACGGUCUUAGCAACACAUGCUCCAUCUCCGGUGAAGCGGUUGAGGCCAUUAUCAAGGACGCCGUGCUCCACGUCCCGUCAUCCUUUAACACUCAGACAACCAGGGUACUUCUCCUGCUCGGUGAAGAGCACCAGAAAUUGUGGGACUUAACCCUUGGCAUUAUGGAAGGCUUAGUUGCUGCGGGGAGUGUUGCGAAGGAGAUGUUUGAAAAUAAUACUAAGCCUAAACUGAAUGGUUUUCGGGGAGCUCAUGGGACUGUCCUGUUUUUCGUGGAAUAUGACGCCCUGGCAGAGAUUAAGAAGAAGUUCCCCACGUACGCAAACAAAUUCGAUCCUUAUGCGCUUGAGUCGAAUGCUAUGUCUCAGUAUUUAGUCUGGACGGCCCUUGCCUCUGAAGGCCUUGGUGCCAAUUUGCAGCACUAUAGUCCCCUCAUUGACACCCCGGUCCAAAAGCAAUGGAACAUCCCCGCAUCGUGGAAGCUUGACGCUCAACUCGUCUUUGGUACGCCGACUGGUCAACCUAUUGAGAAGACCUUUGCUCCUCUGGAGGACCGCUUCAAGGUUUUUGGGAAGUAA